Messenger RNA from Solanum verrucosum, 1016 nucleotides. Its product is annotated as zinc finger protein ZAT10. The coding region runs from base 82 to 855 and encodes 257 amino acids. Gene Ontology annotation, molecular function: DNA-binding transcription factor activity. The transcript has a single exon. The record is from RefSeq and is a predicted model, not a curated record. NCBI's taxonomy places the organism in Eukaryota, Viridiplantae, Streptophyta, Magnoliopsida, Solanales, Solanaceae.
AAACUUCUCAAGUUUUAUAAUAUUCUUAACACUCUCUCUCUAAACACAACAGACGAAUAAUUCAAUCAAAUUGUUAUUGAGAUGGCCCUUGAAGCUUUGAAUUCUCCAACUGGUACUUCAAAUCCGCAGACGUUUAAAUUUGAGAGCAAAGGCCAGCAGCAGCUUCGGUACCUUGAGAAUUGGACUAAAGGGAAGAGAUCUAAGAGGUCACGGAGUAUGGAACGCCAGCCGACUGAAGAGGAAUAUUUGGCGCUUUGUUUGAUUAUGCUUGCGCGUAGCGAUGGCUCUGUUAAUCAGGUACGAUCUCUACCACCGCCGGUGCCAGUGAUGAAAAUCCACGCGCCGUCGGAGAAGAUGGAGUAUAAGUGUUCGGUUUGUGGUAAGGGAUUUGGAUCUUAUCAAGCUUUAGGAGGACAUAAAGCUAGUCACCGGAAACUCAUCGCUGGCGUCAGCGGCGGCGGAGAUGAUCAGUCAACUACCUCUACUACUACUAACGCUACCGGAACUACUAGCUCCGGUAACGGUAACGGUAGUGGAAGGACUCACGAGUGUUCGAUUUGUCACAAGUGUUUUCCUACUGGACAAGCUUUGGGAGGACACAAACGGUGUCACUACGACGGUGGUAACGGUAACGGUAACGGAAACCCUAACAGUAGCGUUAGCGCUAGCGUCGGAGUUACGUCGUCGGAGGGCGUGGGGUCAACAAUCAGCCACCGUGAUUUUGACUUGAACAUCCCGGCUUUGCCGGAAUUCUGGCCUGGAUUUGGUUCCGGCGAGGAUGAGGUGGAGAGUCCACAUCCGGCGAAGAAAUCACGGCUAUCUCUACCUCCAAAAUUUGAAUUAUUCCAACAUUAAUGUGACUUUGAUUGCUAGGAUUUACGAAUUUUUUAGACAAAUUAUAUGUAAUUUUUUCUUUUCAUUGUGGGUGGGAGUAAAAUUUUAAUUAAAUUAUAUAUGUAUAUAGGACCUAGCUAGUUAUAGUGAAAAUUCAAUUGAUUGAUUUAUUUUUUAUGGAA